Molecule: messenger RNA, 606 nt
Organism: Rhizoctonia solani
Lineage: Eukaryota; Fungi; Basidiomycota; Agaricomycetes; Cantharellales; Ceratobasidiaceae
Product: branched-chain alpha-keto acid dehydrogenase E1-alpha subunit
Exons: 3
Coding region: 1-606 (201 amino acids)
Source: RefSeq, a predicted model, not a curated record
AUGUCUCGGAGACCUUCCUACCUCGCGCACGUAGAAACUGUCAUCGAGAUGGACUGGCCAGAGGAAAUAACACGCGUAGAACGUGCUGCUUUGACGUCCCAAGGUAAUUUAAAACGAACGCUCCAGUCGCAUUUCAACCGAGAUAUUGAAGUUCAUCGUAUCUGGGAAACACCGACGUCGGGCUCCGGUCCCACCGCAAGUGCGGCCACACCAUUUGAACAAGCGCGUCGAGUUCACUUGGUGUGCGAAUCCCACGUUAUAUGCGUCUGCAUCUCAACAUUGCGUAUCACGUCCCCGCACGCCGCACACCUAGUUGCUGAUGACCACUUGACUGUGGGUGAGGCGUUCCGUUCGCUUGCUCGCCAGCCUGGAGCUAAGGCCGAGUUCGAUUUACUCGAGGUUGGUCUGGAGGAGGUUGAAGACGGAAAGGAGAGUCUGUGGAGAAGGUACAUCCUUCGUGCAGAAGGAUUCGAGUGCGACGUUCGGGAAAUCUUUCCCGACAGGGAGAUGUUUGCUGGUUCUGAGGACUGGUUAAUCAAUCAGUCACUUCCUCAAGGUGGAUUGGCCACCACGCCCCGUCCAGGCGCCAUCCAGCUUGCCUUUUGA